UUGCAGGGUGUCCUGUGCUGGCUGUGCUGAGCCCGGCAGCCCUCCACCACCUCCCACUCUCCGUUGUCUCUCUUUAUGGGGAAACUGACACUCAAGACGUGGUUACACGGCUUGAUGAUCCGCAGGAUCCCACGGACCCUCUUCCGUUUAUUCUCGUCACUCUCCCGAGUCUUCAGGUCUUCCACUAGCUUGUCCUCAACGAUAGCGGCGCCGCGGUCGAAGAAACCCUCCACCAUAGUGAAGAAGUUAGGGUCGUCGUCCCGGUCCACGGCCUGGGAGUAGUCUCGGUACCGCAGCCGAGACGACGCCGCCGCCGCCGCCGCCGGGAGAACCGAGUCCACGGCGCCCGGCCAGCCGCUCGUCCCCCGGGCGAGCAGCCCUACGAAGUUCCGGUACAUUUUUAUGAUUUUAAAGCUUGUCAAACAACUUCAACAAAGAAGAGAGAAAAGUCACAAAGUCAGCGAGGAAACGGAACAAGGAAACUCCUCCCCCUUUUUCUUCAUCCGACUCUCCCUCCUCUUCCUCUCUGUCACACCGCACCUGGACGUUCAUUCAACAUCUGGAGCUUGAAGCUGCCGUGUUAGCUUAGCAUUAGCUUCCAAGGCUAACUUUACCAUCAAACUCUUUGUGUAGGAACUUUUAGCGGUAGCUUAGCUUUGAGGUAUCUUAACUUUAACUUCACUCUGAAAUGUGAGAGUAUCGUAUUUUGAGCAUUCCCAGUAGCCUAGCUUAGAAUUAACAUUAUCGCUAAUGUUUGUGUAGCUUUGACUAGCAUUAGCUUUGAAAAGUGCGACGAAGUGACGUCGACACCCCCCCUCACACCAAAUGGACAUUUCUCGCAACUAACAAGUUAUUUUAGUCAUGAGACCAGAGAUACUUCCAGAACUUUGUCCUCUCAGGAUGUGUGAGCGACCAAAGAUCCAUGUCUUCCUAGGGGCACCUCCCUCCACGCCUGGCCCAGCCUCAGCAUCUAACCGUGCCAUGGAGAGAGAUGGGGGACCAUCCGGCCGCUGGCGACACCUGGAGCUCACCUGGCGUGAAGGCCGGCUCCUCCCUGUCGGUGAGGCACUUGGAACCAACAUAUGCAGAAGAAGAAGACCAAAACAACACUAAAACCACAGAUCAGGAUGGUCCAGACUCAAGAACUGAACAGACCGCAGAGACUGUUGAAAGACAUCAGCCAAACUCAGAUGAGGAAGACCAGUGUGCGGUCUCUGUUCAAGAAUAUCUAGACUCAUGUUUCCCUGCCGCACACCUAGAACAAACUAGAGAACCACAGCCCAGUACUACAACCCAAUACCUCGCUACCUGGACUCUAAGUCAAGCGUUAAUUCUGAGAGGUUCCCAAUCAACCAGCAGCCUCUCUCAGAGCCCACAAAAACACAUCCAAACAUCAUCAGAAGACUCCUCCAGUACACCGGACCUCUUCAGUCCGUCAGCGCGGCGGUCUACUGGAGGUUCCGAUGAGCUCUUCAGUCCGGAGCGGCGUGCCGAACAAGGGGGCGUAGUCCUGGAGGCCACUUCACAUGGAGUGCUGUGCUCCCAGGAGGACAGCGGUUCGCACUCCAGUCCCAGACAUAAAAGAACGCGUCUCGCCGAGGAUGUCAGGACGGAGGCGUCUGCUUCAGAUGGAAAUAUUGCAGCUGGGCUUCAUGGUUUCACCACGCUUCUCAAACAGUGUGCUGAAGUGGACGUUCGGUAUCGGGUUCUGGUCGUUGUCGUCCAUCCGUGUCAGCUAAAAGAAGUGAAGGUGAAAUCUGGACCAUCCACCGGGACCCUGGUCCCUCUGGCCACCAUGGUUGUGACUGACCAAUCAGCCAUGGACAUGAAGGUGGUCCUGUGGCGGCGGGCGGCAUUCUGGGCAUUGACCGUCAGUGUUGGAGAUGUUGUAUUCAUCACAGGCCUGCAGUUGCGCGAAGACACCUGGAGGGGAGAGAAGGUACUGCAGUCCACCUUUGGCAGCAAACUGCUUAACUUGGGUCACAUUGGUGCCCCCAACUAUCCCCCAGGUGGUCAUCAGGUUCAUGCUCGCUUUGUAGCGUCUCUCUGUGACUUUCUUCGAGAGCGGCGCCCCCUGCUGCUUUCUGUGCAGCCCCGGCCCCCUCAGGACCAGAGGCGGCUGCCAUAUGCCCACCUGUGGGCGCUGAAAGUCAACAUGCUGGUUCACGCCUUGCUGCGUGUCAAACACGCACACAUGAGCACAGAGUGGCGAGGAGAAGCGGAGUCCUGCUGCAGGUCCGCUCUGGAACGUCAGGUUGUUGUGACCGUGGAGCAGGCAAACAGCCAGCAGGGGGCACUGCUGCUGUGGGGGACAGCUGUAGACUGGCUGCCACGCUUUAGGAAAUACAAAGAUGCUGUCUGGGAUAUCCGAUUCCUACUGGUCAGGGAGGGCUUGACAUCUGAUCUUCCCGAGCUUCACACCACCCCAUGGAGCUCCAUACGGCUUGUGGACGACACCGACCGCAGGUUGCAGGACUUCAUGUGUGGAACUUCCAGCUGUGUGGAUCUGGACCUGGAUACACUGCUCUCCCAGAGCUACUCAGGAGAUGUGCUUCUCAGAGUCCAGGUCAUCAGCUUCCGCUUCCAGCCUUCACACAAUGCACCACAGCCGACCCUCCACUGCUUCACGCCGCCGCCUGACAUCCUAGCGGCGCUUAGUGGCGACAUCACAUACUCGGGCUGUGCCCGCUGCUCUGCUGAACUCGACACGGACGCCAAUGGAAUUUACGGUUCUUGCUACCCAUGCCUGCCCUACACAGCCGUACGUCGCUACUACAGGCCAGGGGUGUUGACAGUGAGUGGGCAGAGCAACCGUAGCGUGUGCAUUCAGGUUCCUGCUAUCGCUCUUCAGAAGAUUCUCGAUGCACCACCUGAUGAGCUACACAGAAGCUCAGCUCCAGGUUCCGAAGUGAAGCACAUCGAGGUGGCCGCACAGAGGCUACAAAACCUCCUGAGCCUUCCCAGGAAAACCAUCACUGUCACCGUACGCAGCCUCUUCCUGCGUGAUGAAAACAGCGUGCCCAUCAGUCAGGAGCUCACACUGUUGGACCUGCAGAUCUCAAGAACGUGACGGGUCACGUAACGGACCUGAUAGACCACUUCAGGUCAGGUCAGUUGCGGUCAUUUUACAAGAUAGAACAACAAAUGUGGAGAUUAUUUUUUAUGUUGCUGUCAUGGAUAUAGAAUAUCACCCAAAAAUAGAAAAGCAGAAGUGGAAGACUAGUAUUGGAAAUCCUUUAUUUUAAAUGAUCCUCAGUGAUACAUUCUUAGUCCACAGUGGGACAACAACAGCCAAAUAAGAAAUAUGUCAAAAUAAAGUGAGGCACUUGAUUUCUCCACACUGACACCUCGAACCAGUAAGAAGAUUUAGGACGCCUUGGUUGAUUGAGGAGGACGUCUGCUGAGUUCUACUUAAAAAUAUUAACUAAUUUCUGUAGUCCUAUGAGAAAAAAAAGGCAAGUUAACUUUGAAUGACAUCACCGCAAACAACAUUGGACACCAUAUUUUUGGUAAAAGCUGAAGAUUUACCAUCUCCACUUUCCUCCUUUCCGCCAAGGGACAUGAGGUCUCCAAGAACCCCUCCUUUGUCGUCAUCGCUCUUGCCGCCAAUGAGACUUCCAAAAUCCAGUCCUUUUUUCUCCUCUUUCUCCUGCUCUUCUUUUCCUCCUCCCAUAAUCUGAUUCACGACAUCUUCUGCAACGUUUCCUGCAAGACACAUUUUGAAUUUUAACUUCUUGACCACAUUGCCUUGACUCUUGGUACUCUUAAAAAGUAGCCUGUUGACAGAAAAUAAACAUUUACUAACCUAUUUUCUCUUGAACCACCGUGCAGAUGAUCUUGUUACGCACCUCGUCUGGUAGAAGAUCCAUGUUUGAUCAUGAGUUGGAAGGAGGAAGGUUGCUCUUAUAUUGACAAGUGUUCACAGAACAGCAGGUGACGCCCUGCUGAGGAAUCAGGUGGGGCCGUUGGCAGUCACAACCCAACCGGUGAUACAGGUUGACAAUGUGACCUUCUGGGCUCUUCACAUGUUCUUCAUGCACGCUCACAUGUUUGAAAGACCAAAGAUCUGAUGAGCGGCAACACCGACAUUCAUCAAGGUGCUUUGAACACCUGAUAAAGAUGUUCCUGUUACAUCCAACAAUCAGAACUGGAGAAAGACCCAGGAGGAGGACAUUCAUUGAAUUCAAUUGAUUGGAAAACCUGUAGAUCCUGGUGGGAGAGCAUUAUACAGACUCAUGCUCCUGGGAGUCUCUGCACCACCAAAGCGCAUAAGAUGGACAUUAAAUAUAAAUCAACCAGACAUUUAUUUCCAGGGUCUCAGCCACGGUAACAUAAAAUAUAAAACAAAAUAGACAAUAGACAUUGUACCCUUGCUUUGUUAUUGCACACAACUUGAUAUGAACAGAAUGUUUGUCACAUUUCCAGUCUGUCUUGGAUCUAGCCUCGAGCACACUUUGCUAUUCUACUGCGUACUCAGUUUCAUUGUGCUCUUGGGGAGGGGGGGGGGGUGUACAUGCAGAAGGUUCUAAGGCAGAGACUCCCGAGGGUCACGGGACAAUUUUCAGUUCUGUUCUCAGCGGGUCACAGAUCUUUGCCAAAGAAAUCAUAGGAAAAUAAUCUGGGGUCGCGGACACAUUUUCAGUGGGCUGUGGAUCUUUGCCAAAGAAAUCAUACAAAAAUAAUCUUGGGUUGCAGAUUUGUUUUCAGUGGGUAGUGGACCAAUUUUUUGGUCAUUAAAAAUCAUACAAUAAUAUUUUUUUUUUAAAUCAUACAAAAACAACCUUGGGUUGCAGAUCCUGUUUCAGUGUGUUGUGGCUCGUUGCCAAUGAAAUAAUGUGAAAAUAAUCUUGUGCCUUUUAUUAGUCACAUGGCGUUGCAACUGGGCGUAGCGGGAGCAGUGGGGCCCGUGCAUGCCUCAGCAGCAGCUUGGGAUUGCUGUGCUGUAGUUGCCGGGGUGUGUUGGGGUGAGGCUUGGU
Molecule: messenger RNA, 4976 nt
Organism: Doryrhamphus excisus (bluestripe pipefish)
Lineage: Eukaryota; Metazoa; Chordata; Actinopteri; Syngnathiformes; Syngnathidae
Gene: shld2
Product: shieldin complex subunit 2
Biological process (GO): regulation of double-strand break repair via homologous recombination
Cellular component (GO): nucleus; site of double-strand break
Source: RefSeq, a predicted model, not a curated record